Molecule: messenger RNA, 1458 nt
Organism: Aspergillus bombycis
Lineage: Eukaryota; Fungi; Ascomycota; Eurotiomycetes; Eurotiales; Aspergillaceae
Product: pepsin-like aspartic protease
Exons: 3
Coding region: 1-1458 (485 amino acids)
Biological process (GO): proteolysis
Molecular function (GO): aspartic-type endopeptidase activity
Source: RefSeq, a predicted model, not a curated record
AUGAGGAUGAUGUUGUCUUACAAGUGUCUUAUCGUGCAAAUCUCUCUGGCAGCAUGGGCCCUAGGCUCUCCAAAUGUUGUUAAGAUGGGCUUGUCACGAAGACAGACUGCUUCGAACAAUGGCUCCUUUAGUGUCGAACUAGGGAACUUUAUACCAGCGGGCUUGUAUUAUGUCAAUGUCUCCAUCGGCACCCCGGCGCAAGUUGUCCAGCUGCAGUUGGAUACCGCUAGCAGUGAUGUCUGGGCUUUUGGGGUACGUUCCUGUGACCCCAACACGUCUUACUGCCUGGGAGGUGCAUACAGCCCAAACGAUUCUCGCACAGCGACUGUAACAGACAAAGGAGGCUUCCAGAUAUCUUUUGAUACCCCGGGUAUAGGAGUGAAAGGUGACUGGGUUAAGGAUGACUUUUCUGUUGGUAACAUGACGAUUAAAGACCUUGAGAUGGGAGUAGCAACAGACGCGGCAGGGUUUAAUACUGGCGUCAUGGGCAUUGGGUUUGCAUCGAGUGAAUCCAACAGCACCAGCUUCGUGGACCAGAUGGUGGAGCAGGGUCUGACGAAGAGUCGUUCAUACAGCCUGUGGCUUGAUGAUCUUAAUUCGAGCACCGGAAGUGUGCUUUUUGGGGGAUACGAUUCUGAUAAAUACCAUGAUGACUUGGUAGCAUUGCCAAUGCAGCCGAACGCGAGUGGGGGUUUCACAGAUUUAGCCGUGACAUGGACCUCCUUCUCGCUCACGAAUUCUAGUGGUGCAGAAAUUGCAAUCUCCGGCCAGGAUUUCAAGGAAUAUGCCAUUCUGGACGCUGGCUUUCCAGGGAUUCUGAUUCCGGAUGAGAUAUAUCAGGAGAUAGCCGAAGCAGCCGGUGUUCUGGACGAUGGGCGUGUCGACUGUCAGUUGAGGUCCGUGAAUGCGACAUUCAACUUCGGCUUUGGAGGUCCUAAAGGGGUGGUUAUCGCUGCUCCUAUAUAUGAGUUCGUUAUCCCUGGGAUUUUCCCCAAUGGCACACAGAUCACAGAUACGAAAGGCAUAGAAGUUUGUUGGUUUGGCAUGGGACCACAAAAGAACAGGCCGCUGCUGCUGGGUGACACCCUGCUACGCUCGGCAUAUGUUGUCUAUAAUCUGGAUGACAAGUGGAUUGCUAUGGCGCCCACCAAUUUCAACAGCACAUCCUCCAACGUCACGGAAAUCGAGCCAAGCAGUAGCCUACCUGCUGGCUGGAGUUCUGCGCCUAAUAUUACCGUGGGCCAGACUGCCACGGGAUCUAUUACUACGGGGACGUCCACCCCAGUCAGUGUAAGCGGAACCCAAACGUCGGGAGCGUCCACUACAGCCAGUGAAAGUGGAACCCAAUCGUCGGGGGCGUCCACCUCAGCCAGUGCAAGCGGAUCCGAAGCGUCGCGGGUAACAACCCUUGCCACUGCGACCAUCACCGGGGGGAGCGGCUUUCUAACGGCUAUGUGA